UCCCGCCCAGGAUACCUCCAUGGCUCCAAGCGCUCUUUUCCUGGAACCCAGCGCUCUGCUCACGCCCAAAGAGAAAAACAAACUGAGGAAGCCCGUGGUGGAGAAGAUGCGCCGCGACCGCAUCAACAGCAGCAUCGAGCAGCUGAAGCGACUGCUGGAGACCGAAUUCCAGAGGCGCCAGCCCCACUCCAAGCUGGAGAAGGCCGACAUCCUGGAGAUGACCGUCAGCUACCUGAAACAGCAAACUCACCUGCAGGUCAAAGCUGCCGGGGCCUUGCACAAGACUUCCCAGCUGGACUUCAAGGAGGGCUACUCCCGCUGCCUGCAGGAGGCUUUCCAUUUCCUCUCCCUGCACAAAGUCCAGACGGAGACCCAGACCAAACUCCUGAGCCACUUUCAGAAGACCCCCGUGCCUGCCCCUGAGGGCCUCUACCCUCUGUUUCCCCCAAACCCGCCCAAGCAGGCCGCUCUGAAGACCCCCAGCCCUCUCUGGAGACCCUGGUAGACCAGGACACUGUCCGGACGCCUGGACGCUUUUCCUCUCUAUUUCCUUCUAAAUGUGAAAUCCAGAGGAAGGAGGGGCGGGGGGCUUCCUUGA
Tachyglossus aculeatus (Australian echidna) is the source of this 598-nucleotide messenger RNA. Its product is annotated as transcription factor HES-5-like. Gene Ontology annotation, biological process: regulation of neurogenesis; regulation of transcription by RNA polymerase II; anterior/posterior pattern specification. Gene Ontology annotation, cellular component: nucleus. The coding region runs from base 20 to 505 and encodes 161 amino acids. Lineage: Eukaryota; Metazoa; Chordata; Mammalia; Monotremata; Tachyglossidae. The record is from RefSeq and is a predicted model, not a curated record. The transcript has 3 exons. Gene Ontology annotation, molecular function: protein dimerization activity; DNA-binding transcription factor activity, RNA polymerase II-specific; RNA polymerase II cis-regulatory region sequence-specific DNA binding.